This is a messenger RNA of Hyla sarda, 1470 nucleotides long. Its product is annotated as histone H4. Gene Ontology annotation, biological process: nucleosome assembly. The coding region runs from base 1129 to 1440 and encodes 103 amino acids. Gene Ontology annotation, cellular component: nucleosome. NCBI's taxonomy places the organism in Eukaryota, Metazoa, Chordata, Amphibia, Anura, Hylidae. The transcript has a single exon. The record is from RefSeq and is a predicted model, not a curated record. Gene Ontology annotation, molecular function: DNA binding; protein heterodimerization activity; structural constituent of chromatin.
AUUUCUAUUAAACACUAUUACAAUCAAAUUAAUUAAGGGCUAAAAUUAUAGCAGAAUGAGAAAAGAAACUUGGCCAAAAUUAGUAACUUUAUAUUGAACUUCGCUGAAAUCUGCUCUGCGGCAACUAGAUGGCAGAAGACACUGUUCAACACUUUUCCUUUCUCGCCUGAAUCCCUAGAAGAGGCUGCACUGUACUUUGUCCCCACCUAGUGGUAAGGCUGAAGAAUGUAAAGACUAUUCAAAAGUUUUUUUCUUGUACUGUGUUCAGCUACCACAACAUGGCAGUAAAUAGUUUUCUAUGUAACCCAAUAUAUUAUACCGUAUAGGAGACCGAUCGUAGGAACGAGCCCCGGCAGGAGAUGACAUUUAGGAAUGAGAGUGAAAAGACCAAUUAAUCAAAGUAACAUCAAUGAACUUAAUAGAACUAAAUAGGAUGAUUGACGCUACAAAGAGAACAUGUGGAUGUAAUUAAUUAAGAGUUCGUUAGUAUCUAAUUUCAUGGGUAAAUAUAAGUCAAUGACGAUGUACGAUGAGAAUGAACGGAGACAAUAUGUGAGAGAUCAGAAUGGACAUAGAAUGGUGACUGCAGUGUAAUUAUAUAUAAUAUAUACAGUCCCAGCCAUUACACACCGCAGUCUCCGUACAGAUAUAAAACAAGAAACAGAACAUGUGGACACUAAAGAGUUAACACUGUACGGAGCUAUAGUCCUGAUACAUAGUAUCGAUUGGCUGAUACCGGAGCUUUGGUGAUUUCUCUCCUCUUCCUCUAUAUAAGAACAGGAGAUGUCAGGACGGGCCCUGGUGAUUAUUCCCGGUCACUGUAUACGGAGAGUGCCGGCAUCCGCAGCCUGAGAAUGAGCCGCCUGAACGUGAGAUCACAUAACACGGGACAAUUGUCUUCUCUCCCAGAGCGAAGAAUUACAGGGUGAGCGGGAAAUUCAAAAUCACCAACGAUUCUGUGUUCAGCCAAUCAAAAGAGAAGGGGAGGGGCCGGUAAUGUAAAUUCAGUAAAAGGAAACGCCCAUGUGGACGUCAUCUUGUUAAAGUUCUCCUUCUGGUCCGCACAUGUGCUAUAUAAGCUAGGACUCCGCGCCUCAAACUUUAUUCAUUCAAUUCUCAACCAGCAGGAUGUCGGGACGCGGCAAAGGAGGAAAAGGUCUCGGUAAGGGCGGAGCCAAGCGGCACAGGAAGGUGCUCCGUGAUAACAUCCAGGGCAUCACUAAGCCUGCAAUCCGCCGUCUAGCUCGCAGGGGAGGUGUGAAGCGUAUCUCCGGCCUCAUCUAUGAAGAGACUCGCGGUGUCCUGAAGGUUUUCCUGGAGAACGUCAUCCGUGACGCCGUCACCUACACCGAGCACGCCAAGAGGAAGACCGUCACCGCUAUGGACGUCGUGUACGCCCUCAAGCGCCAGGGCCGCACUCUUUACGGCUUCGGAGGUUAAUUCUGCUUCUACUCGGCUCCAUCUCAUCAA